Messenger RNA from Heterobasidion irregulare TC 32-1, 336 nucleotides. RefSeq lists its product as uncharacterized. Bases 1 to 336 code for a protein of 111 amino acids. NCBI's taxonomy places the organism in Eukaryota, Fungi, Basidiomycota, Agaricomycetes, Russulales, Bondarzewiaceae. The transcript is spliced from 2 exons. The record is from RefSeq and is a predicted model, not a curated record.
AUGCUGAGGUACGGAUCAGUUGCGGUCGCUCUUGUUCAACGUCAAGUCAUGGUUGUCCAAGCUGCUCAUACGUAUGACCAUGGAGACGGAUUUCUCGAAGUGUAUACUUUCGCGCCCUUUCACGACCGCGUUUUUACUGCCACUGCUGCGCCUUGUGCGCGCAUCGCCCCUGGCGACCUCCUUACAAUCUUCCCGGACACAGACGUCUUCAGCAUGCCCGCGCGAGACACUCUUGAGUUGCCGCCCCAGGCCUUUGGAGAAUACCACGAGCUGCGCACGCGCCAUGUAAGGAAAUCUGAGAGGCUCUGGGCGGCAUGUAAGGCCAAGCUGCGGUGA